AUCUUUGAGCCCGGCUCGGUAUUUUUUGCUUCAAUACUCAUGCAGAUGUUCAGUUGAGACCUCAAUUCCUCUUAGCUUAUGGUUGAGUUCAAUUUACACGUGACUAAGAGGAUACUCUCGAUACUGUUUACCGACUAUGCAUAGGACUGCUUAACCUGCAUUGAAUUUAAUGUGAUUAAGAGGAUACUGUCGAUACUGUGUACCGACUAUGCAUAUGACUACUUAACCUGCAUUGAAUUUAAUGAGAGGUACAUGGAUUAGCUUCACAAGAGUCCUCGAAGAUAAAUCUUCAAUUAAUACCCGGUUGUGAAGUAACUAACCUGCACGUAAAGGACGUUCUGCGCUUGCAUUCCAGUAUUGUGAAAUUAAAAGUACUUUUCACCUUGCUCGAAUGGUGCAGUGUAGCGAGGAUGAUCAAAAAACUUCUUGAUCUUCUCGUUAAGCUUCUCUCUCGGAUCGCAGGUCCUCUAACACCGAUUCCGUCUAUUCCACCUGCUUCGCCACAACUAAUUCGUUUCCUCGGCGUCAGGAGGAUCUUCAAUCCUAAACACACACAAGACACAAUUCAAUCGAAACAACUGUCACAUCUCAAAAUCGAAAAGUUCAUGGAUCUCAUUUCAUUUAGUUACCAUCUGUACGGAUCGGCGACUCUAACGCUAGGAUAGAUAUUCAUCGACGACGGAGUCGUCUCACACCCUUGCCUCGCGACAGGAUAAUACAACGGCAAGUCUAGGCAGCACAGAGGGAGCCCGAGAGAGAGAGAGAGUCCCCUGUGGGAAGGGAACUUUGAAUUUGGUACCAAAAAAAGGAGGGAGGUUUAGGAGGAGACGGUGCGUGAAGGAGCGAGCGUAUGAGAUCAUAGUAUACGCGUGCGUCCAGAUAAUUUUUUAAACCAAACUAUGUCGUUACGGUGUCGUAUGAGAUCAAUCGUCAACGUCUUGGAAUUCCAUUUUGUACUAGGAUAUGAUAAUCUUUUUUUUCCCUGAUAAGAUAUGAUAAUCUUUUCUAAUCCUAUUAAUUUUUGUAUUUCUAUAAAAAUAUAAAUAACUAUGAUUUUUAAUAAUUAAUCCUAUAUCUUCUUGGAUUAUGACUUAAACGAGAAGCCUUAAACAAUCUCUCUAUAAAAUAAAGGGACAGUGUAAAUUAAUCGUUCAUUAAUCGUCACUAAACAAACGAUGGACUUUCUUACAUUUGCCCAGAAGCAGCUAAAGCAUGCUGUCCAAAAGAUUAAGACUACAAUGUUGACUAUUGUAGAACACCAACCUGAAGAAGAAGACCAGCUGCCAUGGCUCAUCCUUCCGAGCCAUGAUUUCAGAACAAAUUCCAUAACUUUCUUGGAUUUCUCCGUCAAUGAAGUCAUCAAUCUCAAAUUCCCAGAGACUCAAGGGAAAAUAAUUUGUGGGUUUUCGAUGAAUUGGCUGAUCAUGAUUGAUGAUGGAGCUUCAGAGAUCACACUGUUCAGUCCCAUCACUAGAGAUCAGAUCCGACUCCCACCGAUCAUGUACAAAUCAAUGAAACAAGAGUUUGUUCACAAAGCCAUACUAUCGUCGUCUCCUGAUAACUCUCUUACUGACUACAUUGUGAUGGUAAUCUAUGGAGAAUCAAAACAACUAGCUUACUACAAUGCUAGUAUUAAAACAUGGACAUUACUUGAAGAAGCCGGGUCUUAUUACGAUGAUAUAAUCUGUUUUGAAGACGGGCUUUACGCGGUUGAUGAGUACGGAAAACUGGUGAUUUUCAACCCUAAUCGUUGUUCUAAGAUCACAGUAAUAUUGAAUCCAUCAUUGUUUCAAGGACAGAAGCUAUAUCUUGUGGACUUAGAAGGGGACUUGGGUUUGGUUAUAAGGUACAUAAGUGAUGAACCUAACAUAGGUUGUGGAACAUAUAAAUUUACAGUUCACAUUCAAGAUCAAGGGAAGUGGGUGGAGAUUAAAAACUUGGAUGAGUGUGCAGCUUUAGUUGGGUACAAUCAGUCCAUAGUUCUAUGUAGUGAGAGAUUGAAAGGAUUGAAGAGUGAUUGCAUUUACUUCACGGAUUACUAUUUGGAUGAGAAGAUCAAGGGUGGCAGCCAAGAAAUUUGCGUCUUUAGCUUGGAAAAUUGUAGUUUCCAGUCGUUGAGAUAA
Molecule: messenger RNA, 2123 nt
Organism: Tripterygium wilfordii
Lineage: Eukaryota; Viridiplantae; Streptophyta; Magnoliopsida; Celastrales; Celastraceae
Product: F-box protein SKIP23-like
Exons: 1
Coding region: 1176-2123 (315 amino acids)
Source: RefSeq, a predicted model, not a curated record